CGAAGAGAAAAGAGUCAAAGGAAACGUUCAUUCGACGUUAGUCAAGUCGAGUUUAAUUCACAGAUCGGUCUGUGAAUCCUUAAUUCCACAAUUUGAAGUUAAAUUUCAAUUGUUAAGUUACACCCUUAAAACAACUGAUUCAAUGGUGCAAUUUGCGUGAUACAAAUGCUUACUUAUGCUCUAUAAAUGUACCUUAAUGUGUAACAAAGCAUCGGAAUGCAAGCAGGAGAUGCAAAAAUUACUGAUAAAGAAUAGGCAAAAAUUGUGCUUGCUGGAGAAAAAUAAUCGAUAAUUGUGUUAUGUGUGACCUAUUCUCCUAGAAUUCGAGUGAAAAAGUGUUUUCUCACUGCAAACUUAGAAAUUUGCCGUGCUUUCUACCUGGAGAGUUCAAGUCUCGUGUCAAUUUGUGAAAGUUCAAAAAGAAAACACCCACUUUGCAUUGGGCGGAACGCCAGUGCAUAGCAUCUAGUGGCAAUUUCUCUAAUCAGUCAGAACCCUCGACUUGCUAGACGUAGGAAAUCAACUGAAAGGAAAUCAUGAAUGCUGCCGACCCAUUUGUGAUAACUUCACGUGAAAGGUUCAAGUAUGACGAACAAUUCAAGAGUUUGCAGCCCAUCGGCGGAGUAGUCACCGGGGCGCAGGCUAAAGGUUUUUUCCUGCAGAGUCAGCUUCCGCCCAUGAUCUUGGGACAGAUUUGGGCUCUCGCUGAUACGGACGCCGACGGAAAAAUGACACUGGGUGAAUUCAGUAUCGCGUGUAAACUGAUAAAUCUGAAGCUCCGUGGCUUCGAGUUGCCAAAAACAUUGCCACCUAGCUUGAUAGCAUCCCUGACGGCUGUUGGUGGCACACCGACUCUGACCCCUACAUCGGGUCUCAGUCCGCUGGAUCCGUUGAAAUCCCUUGGCAAUUCGAUUUCCACCAUGCCGCCUACAAUUCCUCCACAGCCGGCAAUCGUGCCACACGCUGUCCCACAAGCCAUCGUACCCCCUAUGAUAAAUAAUCAAAUGCCUACUAUGGUCCAGCAGCCAUUAAUUUCCGGUGCUCCAGCACGGCCAGCCAUUCCUCCACAGCCAUUGAUAGCAGCAGCACAGCCUUCGUUGAUUUCGAUGCAACCUCUGAUUCCAGCUAGUGGUGCGAUCCCACCGAUGAUGCCUGCACAACCUCAGCAACCUCUAAUCGGAGGUAUAGGAGCACCAGGCAUGGUUCAAACAACUGUCCCAAUUGCACCGGCACCAGGUGUAGGAAUCAUAAAACCAUUGAUCGAUCCUAUCGGUGGUGUACAACCAAUAAUCCAACCUGGAAUGGGUGGAAUUGCACCUGCAAUGGCUCCUGGACUAGUUCAUCAACCGGUAGCCCCAGCAGUAGUCCCUGCUCCACCAACUCCUCCGCACUCAGGUGGUGGGACACCCCAACGCACAAUGUCUAUCUCUGAGAGAGCGCCAUCCAUUGAAUCUCCGCAAUCCGAAUGGGCCAUCAAAGGACCAGCUAAGCUAAAGUACACUCAACUUUUCAACACAACAGAUCGCAAUCGCUCAGGAUUCCUGACUGGGCCUCAAGCUCGUAAUAUAAUGGUUCAAACAAAACUACCACAAGCAAUUCUGGCGCAGAUUUGGGCCCUCUCGGAUAUUGAUGCUGACGGCCGGCUUGGCUGUGAAGAGUUCGUUCUUGCCAUGUAUCUUUGCGAUCAGGCCUUGCAGGGUGAAAAAAUUGCUCCCACACUUCCUGCAGAGCUGAUUCCACCAUCUUUCCGAAAGGCCACCUCACGGCACGGCUCCGUGGGAGGCUCCAGGCAUGGUUCGGUAUCCUCGCAAGGAGGAAUUCCGGCACAUGUAGUCGCUGUCGAAGCUGAUCCUCUCUCGGGGCUACCCCAAUCAUCCUUCGAAGAUAAACGAAAGGAAAACUUCGACAAAGGUCAAGCUGAACUAGAGAGACGGCGCAAAGCGUUGAUGGAUAUUCAGAAGAAAGAACAAGAAGAACGUGAGCGGAAAGAGCGCGAGGAACAAGAAAAAAUACGCAAGGCAAAAAUGGAAGCAGAAAUGAAAAAGCAACAAGAGCUGGAACAAGAGCUGCAGCGCCAGCGUGAAUUGGAGCAGGAACGUGAGGAGCAGCGCAAACGCGAACUAGAGAAAAAAGAGCUAGCGAGGAAAGAGAUGGAAAAGCAACGCCAGCAGGAGUGGGAGGCACAGAAGAUUUCAGAGAUGCAGUUGCAGCGUCAGCGAGAACAAGAAAACGUGCUCAAAUUGAAAGCUCAAAAUCAAUCGCUGGGUGUUGAGUUGAGCACCUUUAAUGAAAAAAUCAAGGAACUUUCUCAAAAGAUAUGCGACACUCGCGUCGGAGUAACCAACGUCAAGAGCACCAUCGAUGGAAUGCGAACGACCCGAGAUACGCAAAUGAGUGACAUGGCACAGUUGAAGGCUAAAGUUAAGGACCAAAACCAACGGUUGGUUCAGCUUAGCCAAGAAAAGGCGAAAAUGGAUGCGAAAAAUAAAGCUGGUGAAACGGAGACGCAGCUACAGUUCUCGAACAAGCAGAUUAUUAUACAACAGUUGAAAGAUAAAUUAGAGAACACGAAGCAACAUAUUGAGAAUAAGACAACUGAUAUAAAGAUUAAUAGUGAACAACUGAAAGAGCUAAAAUCUCAGUUAACCGACUUGAUUGAUUCGUGCGAAAAACUAUAUCUUGAAUAUGAUGUACAGCGAAUUCAGAUACUUGAAAUGAAGAACAAUCGUAAAAAUGAAUCUUAUACCAGCGCUUGGGAUACCAGCAAUUCCUGGCCAGUGGAUACGGCUCCAGCAGCAGCGGAACCGGUGUUAACGAAUGAAGCUGUUGAAACUCCUCCAGGUUAUGUGAAAUAUCGAGCUAUUUACGAGUUCAGUGCGCGAAACGCCGAUGAGAUUUCAUUUCAACCGGGGGAUAUUGUAAUGGUACCACUGGAACAAAAUGCGGAGCCUGGAUGGUUAGCAGGCGAGAUAGGUGGUCACACUGGGUGGUUCCCCGAGUCAUACGUAGAGAAAGUUGACACUAAUCUGAACACCGUAGCAGCACCGGCUGCAACAGCGGUUCCUGAAACAAUUGCCUACACCGAACCAGUCGCUGCCCCCACCACCUACCCAGACGCCAAUGAAGUAGAAGGUAUGUCAGAAGGAGCAAUAAACACUGAAUACGUUAGUAGUAACACUGGUAAUAAUAACGUUGACGAACCAUUUGCAGCGACUUACAAUGGCGAUGUCGAAUACUACGUUGCCUGCUAUGCCUAUCAAUCGGCAGAAGUGGGCGACCUGGUGUUCGAUGCGGGUGAAGUCAUAGCUGUGAGCAAAAAAGAUGGCGAUUGGUGGACGGGUAACAUCGGCACUCGUACUGGUAUUUUCCCCUCGAAUUAUGUACAAAAGCAGGAAUCUGUAAGUAGUGCAAUAGAAACCAGUAGUAACGCUAGUGUUAUAGCAAACGAAAAAAAUGAGGUAAUAAACGGAAAUCAGACCUUCAAUCAACAGCAAGUUCAAUCAGAAUCGAAGCGAAAGGAAUCAACAAGCCAAGACGCCGAAGAGGCGAGGAAUCAAGCCGAAGCGGACUCCGAAGUGUCCCAAAUCAAUACUCAACCUGCUCCACCUCCAGCAGCGAACGAAGAAAAUAUCCGUUACUCGUCGAUGUCAUCGGCCACACCAAGUUUGCGAAAGAAGGGUGAAGUUGCACAAGUUAUUGCACCAUACGAAGCAACCAGUUCAGAGCAAUUGUCACUCACUCGUGGUCAGCUUAUCAUGAUCAGAAAGAAGACUGAUUCUGGAUGGUGGGAGGGCGAAUUACAGGCAAAAGGACGGCGUCGACAGAUCGGCUGGUUCCCAGCAACUUAUGUUAAAAUUUUACAAGGAGGACGUAAUAGCGGCCGCAAUACUCCAGUAUCUGCUAGCAAGGUGGAACUGACAGAGACAAUUCUAGAUAAAGUAAUAGCUUUAUAUCCGUACAAAGCGCUGAAUGACGAUGAGCUUUCAUUCGAAAAAGAUGACAUUAUUAGUGUGCUCGGAAGGGAUGAACCAGAAUGGUGGCGCGGUGAGCUGAACGGUACCACUGGACUCUUCCCAAGCAAUUACGUGGGCCCGUUCGUGACGUCAGGUAAUGUAUAACGAGAAUUUUGGGCAAGUUUCAAGUCAUACGGUGUUCGCAACCCGGCCGCAAUCAGUUCCACUGAAGAUGACAUCAUCAACAAUAAUAAUAAUAAUAAUCAUAUUAAUAUCAAAAACAACUAUAACAACAAUUUCAACACUAGCAACAGUAACAAUGACAACAAUAAUUAUCACGAGAUGUUAUUGACACAAGUAUCGACACGAAAUUCCAACUAAAAUGUAUAUUUAUGUGUAUUAACUAUCGGACAUCAUUCAUUAGUAACCAAAGCGAGCGAAUCGUGUGCGGAGUUGCUCUUCUAUUGCAAGAAUAGAGUGCUUAAAAGUAAAUCCCGGUUGGUUAUAAACCAUAUGUUACAAACUACAAUACAGUUUAUCGUUCAUAAUCUUAAUAGGGAUAACAAACGCAUGAAGUAUUUCUAUGUUUUGAACUGACUUUUCGACAAUCUGAGAAGAUGAGGCAACUUGCCGUGCAACAAAUGUUAUUGUUUUUAGGCGUUUUGCAAAGUGCUCAACUGGUAACUCUGCGCCAGUCGUAAAUUUUUAGAACAUCACUCCACAGGUGUACUGUUUAUAAUUGUAGCUGGAAUCGCUGUGGAUAUUCCCUCGAAGUACUGCAUUAGGUGAUCAAUGUGGAUCAAAAAUACUCUCGUAUUUUCAAAAAGUCAGUUAAAUUAAGAACUCCAUCACGAAUCCCGACUAUCUCAUUUUCAUCGUUAGUAAGCAAAAAAAAACUAAAAAGCAUCCCAUUUAUUGUUAGUUUGUGGUUAAUGAUAAUUUAAAAAUAUAUAUAUCUAAAUUAAAUGUAAUCGUGAAGCACGCAUCGGCUUCCAAUGAUAUCGCUUGAAAAACUAGUUGUUUCGUUCGUCCAUCAUAUCGAAGUAGCGCGUAUUUGCAGACAAACAAUUAUUUAGUUGUUACUGGUAGUACGUUAAGUAUUUAAACUAUAAGUAUGUUAGAACGUUCAGUAACUAGUACUGUUGUUUCAGCUACAGACUGCAAACCUAAGGGUAAUCGGACGACCAAAAUGCGCAUUUGCCAGUGGCUAAUUCACAAGAAGAAAAAAAAACUGUAUGCUACUUUAAUAACGAUUUCUCGAUGAACUAAUUGUGUGUUUCUAGUUGAAAUAAAACAAUCAUAUUUUCAAUCUAAAGCAUGCUUUCCGGUUUCCAGACAAUAGAGAGUUAUAAAUUAGCUAGAUGAGUGUUUGACAAAAUUAACCAUUUUAACCUACAUUUGCGAUACAGUUUGAGUUUGCAAUUGUGGAGUGCGCAGUCGAAAUUGUACAUAUUCUCAACUUCAUUCAUGUUCAUUUAAAAACAAUUUUUGUUUUCAUUUUUGUUAAUUAAUUCCUCCUUUUUUCUGAAGUCACCGCCACAAUGCCCUACGGGAUAGUUUUUAACGUAAACAUCGUUGGUAAUUGUUUGGACAGCUGCAGGUAUUACAAAUAUUACAAUACAGGCGCAAACUACAGGCAUUCAUCAAUGUGUUAUUGACUAAUAAUGAUAUAUUAAUCAGUAUAGUUGUACUCACACAUGGCAUAUGUAUAAUACGAAAGCAAAUUAGUUUAACGCAUUAAACAAAUGAAGAUAUAUAUCAAA
Molecule: messenger RNA, 5716 nt
Organism: Wyeomyia smithii (pitcher-plant mosquito)
Lineage: Eukaryota; Metazoa; Arthropoda; Insecta; Diptera; Culicidae
Gene: Dap160
Product: intersectin-1
Exons: 14
Coding region: 537-4118 (1193 amino acids)
Biological process (GO): clathrin-dependent synaptic vesicle endocytosis; endosomal transport
Cellular component (GO): intracellular vesicle; plasma membrane; presynaptic membrane
Molecular function (GO): calcium ion binding; protein binding; molecular adaptor activity
Source: RefSeq, a predicted model, not a curated record